AUGUGGAAGCCGUCGGAGAGGCUGGUGGAAACCAUCAGACAUUAUGCCAGCUUCCCCGCCACUGGUGUAUCCUUGCGGCAGAUGGUCCAAUUUGGAGACAGGCCAUCAACCGGGACCCUAUUCCGCGCCUCGCAAUUCCUUUCGGAGGAACUUCCCAUUCGUUUAGCGCAUCGAGUUCAGGACUUGGGUGAGCUGCCCGAUGGCCUCAGCGAGAUGCCCUCCAUUAAAAAAGUACAGGAUUGGUAUGCACAGUCAUUCGAGGAGAUUAUCACCUUGCCCCGACCGACUCUUACCCAAGAAGUAAAAUCUCGGUUGUUACGACCCGGACGGAUGAACGGUGGUGUUUCGAAGGUCCUUUCGGAGACAACUCAAAACCCUAGUAUAAAAGAAGGACAGUAUCGGUCCUCUCCUUCGUCUUCACUGAACGGUAAUGGGAAUGGAAAAGCAGCAGCGGCUGCCGCCCGGAGAUAUUUCGUUCCAUCGGACGACCAAGGCAAUUGGCCGCCGGAGUUGAAUGACUAUAAUGAACGUUUUGCAAAGACACUGCAGCACAUAAAACGUCGACAUGACAGUGUUGUGACUACUGUGGCCCAGGGUAUUUUGGAAUGGAAGCGCAAGCGUCAGCGGCUGCAGAUCGACUCCACGGUUCAGUCUUUCCUCGAUCGCUUCUACAUGUCUCGGAUAGGUAUACGAAUGUUAAUUGGUCAACACAUCGCUUUGACGGAGCAAACGCAUGUGCGUCAUCCAAACUACGUCGGGAUCAUCUGUACCAAGACAAAUGUUCGAGAAGUGGCUCUUGAGGCUAUUGAUAAUGCCCGUUUUGUGUGUGAGGAUUACUACGGACUAUUUGAGGCACCUAAGGUUCAGCUUGUCUGCAAAGAUGACCUAAAUUUCAUGUACGUCCCGGGCCACUUGUCUCACAUGAUCUUUGAGACAUUGAAGAACUCGCUGCGUGCUGUGGUGGAAACCCAUGGUGCAGAUAAGGAGGCCUUCCCGGUCACCAAGGUUAUAAUUGCCGAGGGCAAAGAAGACAUCACGAUCAAAAUCUCGGAUGAAGGCGGUGGAAUCCCCCGUUCGGCCAUUCCUUUGGUCUGGACGUACAUGUACACCACCGUGGAACAAACGCCCAAUUUGGAUCCCGACUUUGACAAGAGCGACUUUAAAGCUCCUAUGGCCGGGUUUGGAUAUGGCCUGCCGAUCAGUCGUUUGUAUGCUCGGUACUUUGGCGGAGAUCUGAAGCUGAUCAGUAUGGAGGGAUAUGGCACAGAUGUAUAUCUACAUCUGAAUCGUCUUUCCUCGAGUUCGGAACCUCUACAAUGA
Aspergillus tanneri is the source of this 1320-nucleotide messenger RNA. Its product is annotated as PDK/BCKDK family protein kinase. NCBI's taxonomy places the organism in Eukaryota, Fungi, Ascomycota, Eurotiomycetes, Eurotiales, Aspergillaceae. The transcript has 4 exons. The record is from RefSeq and is a predicted model, not a curated record. Gene Ontology annotation, biological process: protein phosphorylation; regulation of glucose metabolic process. Gene Ontology annotation, cellular component: mitochondrion. Gene Ontology annotation, molecular function: pyruvate dehydrogenase (acetyl-transferring) kinase activity. Bases 1 to 1320 code for a protein of 439 amino acids.